UCCUCUCUCUCUCUCUCUCUCUCUCUCUCUCUCUCUCUCUUCCUAAGUUUUCAUAUCUAGCAAUGGAUAAUGAACAUGGUGAAGGAUGACAUGUUACCUCAUCAUGAUGCAUUUAAAUAUACCACCAUAUUACACAGAGGAAAAUGGCAGAUGCGUCUGCUGGAAAGAUGUAAAAAAUGAAAGAACAUGAAAAUCUGGGGGACCCUUGUCUGAAUUUCGGGAACAUUUCCAUUGUUUUCUGCAAAAUGCUCUGUUUUGCGAUUUAAUUGAAGGGCUAAUGCCUAAUGUGCUUAAUUACGGCGCAAGAUUUUAACGUAUCUGCAUCGGUGCACAUAUGAGGGAGGAAUUCCGGGGCCAAAUCUUUAUAUUUUUGUGCUAUAAGUUAUUUUUAUAAGACAAAAUGGAGAACGGUUUGAAGCAACAGAGGAUUUCUCAUCUGCCUUCAAAAGAUGAAUGCACGAUGGAGAUGGGCUCUGAUCAGACAUACGGGUGCUCGCAUUAUCGGAGGAGAUGUAAGAUCAUAGCGCCCUGUUGCAAUGAGAUAUUUGAUUGCAGGCACUGCCACAAUGAUGCAAAGAAUUCAAUAGAAGUGGAUCCACUCGAUCGCCAUGAUAUUCCACGUCACGAAUUAAAAAGGGUCAUCUGCUCAUUGUGUAAGACAGAACAAGAUGUUCAACAAAUGUGCAUAAACUGUGGGGUUUGUCUUGGAAAGUACUAUUGCUCGAAAUGCAAAUUCUUCGACGAUGAUGUUUCCAAGAAUCAAUAUCACUGCGAAAAAUGUGGAAUAUGCAGAACUGGCGGCAGAGACAACUUUUUUCACUGUGAUAAAUGUGAAUGCUGCUACUCAAAUUUAUUGAAGGAUUCACAUAUAUGUAUAGAGAGAGCGAUGCAUCACAAUUGCCCUGUUUGCUUUGAGUAUCUUUUUGAUACGCCAAGAGAUACAACUGUUCUGCCAUGCGGGCAUACUAUACAUCUUAACUGUGUUAAGGAGAUGGAACGUCACUUCCAGUAUUCUUGCCCAGUUUGCUCAAAAUCUUACUGUGAUAUGACCCGUAUCUGGGAAAGGCUCGACCAGGAGGUUGCUUCAAUACCUAUGCCUCAAAUGUAUCAAAAUAAAAUGGUCUGGAUUCUCUGCAACGACUGUGGAGAGACAUCCGAGGUUAAUUAUCAUAUCUUGGCUCACAAAUGUCUAAAUUGCAAGUCGUAUAAUACAAGGCAGACAAGAGGAGGAGGCGGCCACACAUCAUGCUCGACCAGAAUACUGGAGAUGGUUAGGUGAUCAGUAUGUCUGGCUGAUCUGAAUCAGACGAAAACUACUAAUAUGAAAUUGGUCGGGUGGAUUGGAGUCGUCACGGAUGACUUGAAUCCAUACAUCCAAUUCUUCCAUUAUUCUUUUCUGAUUGCUUUACGUCGCCUAGCUAGUCUGAAAAACUUAUGUAACUUCAUCCUUAGAUCAUCUACUCUUCAAAUUAAUCUUCUCAUUAUCCUGAGAAAACACAAGCAUGUUUGUGCUUUCUGGGACAUGGAUCCUAUCACAAUGUACUUUUGACUUCCAUGUUCUUGAAUCCAGGUAUUCAUUCUGGCC
This is a messenger RNA of Sesamum indicum (sesame), 1585 nucleotides long. Its product is annotated as E3 ubiquitin-protein ligase RZFP34. Gene Ontology annotation, cellular component: nucleus. Gene Ontology annotation, biological process: protein ubiquitination; ubiquitin-dependent protein catabolic process. Lineage: Eukaryota; Viridiplantae; Streptophyta; Magnoliopsida; Lamiales; Pedaliaceae. Gene Ontology annotation, molecular function: ubiquitin protein ligase activity; zinc ion binding. The record is from RefSeq and is a predicted model, not a curated record.